GUUUCUCUAUUGCCCACCUUUGAAUGAAAUACUUUGUUUCCCUAGAUGCUGUUAUAAACAUACUGGCUGUCCUUUUUCUGACAGCAGUGGCCCACGUCAUACAGUCAGACGCUCUGCAAAUCAACGUAGCAAAUGCCAAUCUUCUGCAUGAUGACGCUAUCAAGGUUCACAAUCUGCGCAUUGGAAGAAGCAGGACUGUUUACCCUUGCGAUUGUGGUGCCUUUCCUCCCAAUUACCCUGAUGGGGUUUAUGUAAUCCAGCCUAGAAAUUCACAUCCCCUGGUGGUCUACUGUAUAACUGUGGACAAUCUGAAGUGGACAGUGAUCCAGAAAAACUCUGUUUCUUCAGAAAUUGAGUGGAGGGAAUCCUGGACUACUUAUAAGUAUGGGUUUGGCAAUAUUGAGGAAGAUCACUGGCUGGGAAAUGAAUACAUCCACAAACUAACCACCCAGCGUGCAUACAAGGCACGAAUUGUGCUUAAUGUCACAAAGACUGAUGUCAGGUAUGCCGACUAUGACACUUUCAGCUUGGAUGAGGAGUCAAGAGGCUAUGCGCUGCGACUUGGACAGUACUCUGGAACGGCUCCUGAUUAUAUGAUUGAAGGCAGUAUAAUUCAUGACAAUAUGAAGUUCUCCACUAAGGACAAAGACCAAGAUCGUAGCAGUGGAAACUGUGCCUCCGCACAUCAUGGUGGCUGGUGGUAUGACAAUUGCUUGACGGUGCAGCUGAAUGGAAAGGGCUACAUUUACUGGAACACCCUCUGUCAUGGAAACUGCCAAGCCUCACUAAUAAUGAUAAGACCUUCAGAGAUCUGUCAGUAAAUGAGCAACCUUACAUUUUAUGCCAAUGCUUUUUUGUCAAGUAUAAAUUUACUAGCUCUUUCCUUAUUGAAAAAAUUAGGAUUUAAGCAUUGUUUCUUCAUUGUUUCUAAAAUCAGGAAAAAAGUAAUAAAUUACUUCUUUAUAGGCUCUUUGGAAGAUAUACUAAAUUCAAAAUUUUGAAAUAAAUCAGUUAAUCAUCUGGUACUGUUUGUGUUUGUUGUGGUGCAAAGAAAUGCAGAAUAUAGCUAGUCCUGAAAGUGAACCCUAGCUUGGCAUUUAGACCCACCUUAAUCCACUUCAUCCAUUUCUUACAUAUGACCACCAAGACCAAAUCUGCUGAUGAUGUUCACAAAGCAGGUGAUUUCUGUUGGUCUCCAUUUUGUAAUCCCACUCCAACACAAAAGAGCACCAUCUCAGAAUAUAACAAGUUCAUGUUUGUUGUUAUGUGUACUCUACAUAGAACAAUGAAAUUCGUACUUGCAUGUGUCCUUAGAACAGUUGACAAAAAUACAGUGCAAAAAUAAAAUAUAUAUAGCAUGCAAAAUAUAUAGUAUAUUUAAUAACAAACAUAAAAAUGUAUAUAUACAGUGUCUGUGUACUGUGCAUUAUGGAAGUAUG
Molecule: messenger RNA, 1439 nt
Organism: Erpetoichthys calabaricus (reedfish)
Lineage: Eukaryota; Metazoa; Chordata; Cladistia; Polypteriformes; Polypteridae
Product: fibrinogen-like protein 1-like protein
Exons: 2
Coding region: 24-821 (265 amino acids)
Source: RefSeq, a predicted model, not a curated record